AUGCGCACCAUGCAGGCCCUUAGGCGAUCGAUCAAAGGCGAGAAGGACAGGCCGUCCGUCUCCAUCGGCCCGAAGUCCGCUGUUGCUAUUGUCCCCCCGAAAAAGGUGAUCCGGGCCCUCUACGAUUACGAAGCUACAUCGGCGCAGGAGCUGAGUUUUUCUCGGGGCGACUUCUUCCACGUCAUUGGUCGCGAGAACGAUUCCGAUUGGUAUGAAGCGUGCAACCCAGCUCUCCCCGACGCUCGGGGUCUUGUCCCGGUGUCCUUCUUCCAGGCUCUAGGACGUACCGAAAGAGACAGUGGCCAAUCCGACCCGGGUCGUAUGUCGACCCCCCCUUCGAAGAAGGACGACCAUGAUUCAGGAUAUUCCGAGACCAACGCGGCUACUGUACCUCCCACUCCGGCACUCAGUCAGCGCAAUUCUAAAUCGGUUACAAAGAACGGUGCCAUGGUGUACGGAAUUGUCAUGUACGACUUUCAGGCAGAGAGGGCCGACGAGCUGGAGGCGAAAGCUGGUGAGGCGAUCAUCGUAAUCGCACAGUCCAACCCGGAGUGGUUUGUCGCCAAGCCGAUCGGCCGUCUAGGUGGGCCUGGCCUUAUACCUGUUUCGUUUGUGGAGAUUCGAGAUAUGUCGACGGAUACAGCUGUCGCGAACCCCCAGGAGGCCGUGAAGCGAGCUGGGGUGCCAAAGGUCGAGGAGUGGAAGAAGAUGGCGGCCGAUUACAAGAAUAGCAGCAUCACGCUAGGGAAAUUUGAAGCUGGCGGGCCUCCGGGUCAGCAAGGUAUAGAACAGGGUAUGGAGCGGAUGAGCUUGCAACCAGGCGCAAACCAGGGCCAACAGCAAAAACCUUCGCAGCAGCAAGGAUACCAACAACUGGCUCAGCAACAGUCGCGAAACACGGUCCAGCAGAGUCAGUAUGCCGCCAAGUCUACGUCCGAGUUAUACGCGCCAAUCUCUGCCCGGAUACCGCGGUACUGUUUCGCAGAGGACAAGUAUUGGUUUGUCAUUGAAGCGGCUUUAGAAGAUGGCCGACACUGGGAGCUAUCCCGCUACUACGAAGAUUUCUAUGACUUCCAGAUCGCUCUUCUGACGGACUUCCCAGCCGAAGCCGGAAAUACUGGCACGCAGCAGCGAACGCUGCCGUAUAUGCCUGGACCCGUAAAUUACGUAACUGACGCAAUUACGGAGGGUCGACUACACAACCUCGAUGCAUAUGUGAAGAACCUGCUGGGGCAACCGGCGUACAUCUCCAAGUGUAACCUGGUGAAACAAUUCUUUGCGCCGAGGGAAGGCGAUUACGAGAUCGAUCCGCCGUCAGCCGGUGACGAAUAUAGGUUAUCCGGAGGCUCGCGCUCGUCGAUGGAUUCGCCAAGGGAUGGCAAUUCCCGGCAGUCGUCAAAGAACAACCUGAACGGAAAUGGGUAUUCUGGGUUAUCCGCGGCGCCCAGGCAACCGCAAAUGACUCGCCAAACGUCAUCGCUCUCACAACCUUCGCAAACGUCCUUAUCUCCAGGGAUGGGCCAGCCGGCACCGUCGGCGUUCAAGGUCAAGCUGUUCUUUAAUGACGAUACGUUCCUGAUUCGAGUGCCUUCGGACACGGACUUUCAGCAGCUAUACGAAAAGAUCAGGGAGCGGACAAAAGUUCCCAGCGGAGAGCAGAUCCAGCUUUUCUACCGAGAUGAGCAGAGCGGCGAUAAGCUCAGCCUCUUGAGCAAUAACGACCUCGAUUAUGCUCUAGGGCACAAUGAGAAGCUAGUCAUAUUUGUUGAGCAAGUAUAA
Messenger RNA from Durotheca rogersii, 1779 nucleotides. Its product is annotated as scd2/ral3. The coding region runs from base 1 to 1779 and encodes 592 amino acids. Gene Ontology annotation, molecular function: phosphatidylinositol binding; protein binding. The transcript is spliced from 3 exons. NCBI's taxonomy places the organism in Eukaryota, Fungi, Ascomycota, Sordariomycetes, Xylariales, Xylariaceae. The record is from RefSeq and is a predicted model, not a curated record.